GGCUGGAAGGGAAAUAAAUAGGAGACAGAGAGAUAGGGAAAAUCGGGAGGGAGAGGGAAUAAAGAAGCUGAGGAAAGCAUGGACACAGAGGAAGAUAGAAAGCACAAUUGGAGAGGGAGGGCAAGGCACAGCCAUAGAUAAGUCAACAUAUACUUAGGGAUGGAGAGGAAGUCUGGAGACCCUGGGACAAAGAGGAUGGUUCUGGCAGAAUGUUGAGAUUCACCCAGUUAUGAUGCCAGCCUUUUUCAAAUCCACUAAGCAUUUAAAGAGGAAAGUCCACCCUGUGCCCUUGGUUCAUCAUUCAGGUACUAAUGAGUCCAUUGGAUCUCAGUCACACACCUGUCCAGGGCAAAGUCUGCAGAACAAGUCAUCCUGGACAGAGGUUCUGAGGAGUUCGGCAGUGCAGGAGACAUUCUGCAUGGAGCAGCCACAAGAGUCGACAGCCAACCUGAACCUACAGCAAGGCCAUGUGUGGCCCAUCAAUCUCCUGCAGCAAAGGGAUGUUCCGCGGGCAGAACCAGCUACAGCACCUGAGCCAAACCUGAGCACUCACCUCCGGAAAUUGAACUGCUGCUCGGAUGUGUUUCAGUGCACACUGGUGAAUAUUCCACAGACUCUGGCACUGCUGAAACAGGUGAAACUUCCUCUGGGUCUUAUCUUCCAACCCUUCAAGGAUUCCAAGGAGCCUCCACUGCUGAUCACUGAUGUGCCCCCUCGCUGUUCAACGUGUCAGACCUACAUCAACCCUUUCAUCACCUUCAUUGACCAGCAACACUGGAAAUGCAACACUUGUUUCUCGCUCAAUGAUGUUCCAGGGAAUUUCCUCUUUGAUCCCAUGACAGGCAGUUACUGUAACCCGCACAGUCGGCCGGAACUGCAGCAUGCAGCACUGGAGUUCAUGGUACCUCUGGAAUAUCAGGCUGGGCGCCCUCGGCCUGUAACAUACCUGUUUGUGUUUGAUGUUAGUUACAACGCGGUGGAAACUGGUUAUCUGGGAAUUGUCUGCAAAACCCUGCUGGAGAACAUAGACAGGUUACCAGGUGAUUCACGGACCCGCAUUGGGUUCAUUACAUUUGACAGCACGGUGAACUUCUACCACUUGCACAGCAGUCUGUCUCGACCCCGCAUGAUGGUUGUGGCUGAUGUUGAUGAUAUUUUUAUCCCAAGUGAAGAUAAGUUGUUGGUGAAUCUGCAACAAAGCCGGCAGCUUGUUAUCUCUUUGCUUGAGGAAUUCCCAGUUGCAUUCAGGGAGACUCAGAAGAGGCAGUGCGCGUUUGGACCUGCAUUGCAGGCUGCUCAGAAACUCCUGAGGUAUUGUGGUGGGCGUGUGUCUGCUUUUCUGACCCAGUUACCCAAUGUAGGCUGUGGGUCCUUGCAACCCCGGGAAGACCCUGGCGAUAGUACUCUGGGAGCUAAGCACCUUGGUCCAGCCAUCGAUUUCUAUAAGGUGCUUGCACUGGAGUUCUGUGGCCAGCAGAUAGGAGUGGAUUUAUUCUUGUUGAGUCAGCGAUACACUGACCUGGCCUCCAUAGCUUGUCUUCCCAGGUACACAUGUGGCUAUGUGUACUAUUACCCAGCGUUCCAUCAUAUCCACAGCUCAGCCCUGGUGGAGAAACUCCAGGAAGAAUUCCGAAGCCACCUGACCGGCUCCAUUGGAUACGAGGGGUUGCUGAGGAUUCGAUACACACAAGGCCUCGUGCUGGAAACCUUCCAUGGAAACUCGUUCCUGCAGACAACGCAGAUGCUGUCCCUGCCCUGUGUCCGCCCUCAGGCAGAGUUUGCCUUUCAGAUGAUGAUAGACGGGGCUGUAACUGAGAGCUUGCUCGUGGUCUUCCAGUCCUCUCUACUCUACACUUCCUGCCAAGGUGAACGGCGGGUUCGAAUCUACACGUACUGCCUGCCGGUUGUCAGCUCCCUGAGUGAAGUUUAUGCAGGGGUCAAUAUGGCGGCUAUGAUGGGAAUUCUUUCAAAAAUGGCAGUGGAUCAUUCAAUGAGGCUCAGCCUCGCUUACACCCGAGAUGAGUUGAUUAGAGUUCUCAUUGAUGCUCUCCUUGCCUAUCGCGUCUCAGCAUGCAGUCCAAAGCAGCCCGCAUUCUCCAUCCCCCGCAGUCUACAGCAACUUCCACUGUAUGUCCUUGCCCUACUAAAGCAGCCUGCCUUUCAGACAGAUGCAGCCAUGAACCUGGACGAGCGGGUUUUCACCAUGUCCCAGCUGAUGAUACAGCCGCUGACCUUUGUUUUGCGGAUGGUUUACCCCGAUCUGUACAGGAUUGACGAUUACCUCCACAGCGAGUCUGCUGACAACGUCGCCCUGGAGGCAGGCAAGGGAUCAGUGAAGAGACCAGCCUUGAUACCGCUCAUGGCAGAGAAUCUUACUCUGCAAGGAGCCUUCUUAAUCGAUUGUGGUAAUGUUCUAUAUAUCUGGGUCGGUAGGCACUGCAGCACCAGUUUCCUGGAUGGUGUGUUAGGCGUGAGCAGCUACACCUUGCUACCAGGUACACUGACCUUGCUGCCCAUUCUACAGAAUCCCGCUUCUAAACUCCUCCAGGCAUUACUGGGAUCCUUAAGGAAGGAGAGACUUUACCAUGCACCUUGCUUCAUCAUCAAGGAUGAUAGUACCUCACGGUCCGUGUUCAUCAAGCGUCUAGUGGAUGACCGCACUGAGACGGCAAUGUCGUACUAUGAAUUUCUGCUUCACCUGAAAGAACGGGUGUGUAAGUGAUGUGCUUUCCCACAGGGAAAGAGGACUGGUUCACAGCGGCUCCCUCAAACAGCAUAGGCUCUUGAAAUAUAAUUUCCUCCUUCACCUGCAGUGCUGGAAUUUCAAUGUUAUUCUAACCAGGAAAGUUCUGAAAUAAAAUGGAAAAUGCUGGAAAUGUACCGCACAAGAGGCCCCUUGGUUUCUGUUCAAUGAAAAGACAAGUUAACUCUGAAGGCCAGUGAACCCUGUAAAUGGGAGUGAGCAAAAUGGGGAAGGGUGGGGAGAACAGUAAUCAGGUCAAGUAAGAAAACUCCAGCCCCACCCCGACCCAGCUAACAGAGAGCGUGCGGGAUUCACAACGUUCAAACAGAUUGUUUGAAAAUUGGAAUUGUGUUGAAAACUGUUGCACAAUCUGUUUGUGGCUGCAUAUAGUGACAUCACAAAUCCAGGCCAGAAGGGAAAUGAUUGGGUAAUUGGCAUGUCAAUCAUCCCAGAGACCGCAUUGCUAUAAGGGACUGGGACUGAUUUUGUACACAUAUUCUGAUAUAUGGUAUUGCUUUCUAUUAACCCCUGUGAUAGUUACUACUAUGCACACCAAGGCACUGACCACUCAAGAUGGGAUCAGUAACACAAUAACGUGGAUUCUUUACUUAGGGAUGGUUCAGCCAUGUACAGAGAGGUCUGCAUGAUACAGGUCUUCAGAUUGCCAGCAUACAGAAGUCACAUGGUUUGUUACAUCACAUCCCUUACACUGCUGGAAGUUGGAAACAAAACCAUAACUCUUACUGAUGUACCAAAACAUGUAGCUGUCCUCCACUCAAUGCAUCUUGCUGAAGAAAUACUCUUGCUUUAAUCAGCAAUCUCUGUUCUAGUUUU
Molecule: messenger RNA, 3577 nt
Organism: Carcharodon carcharias (great white shark)
Lineage: Eukaryota; Metazoa; Chordata; Chondrichthyes; Lamniformes; Lamnidae
Product: protein transport protein Sec24A-like
Exons: 21
Coding region: 230-2722 (830 amino acids)
Biological process (GO): intracellular protein transport; COPII-coated vesicle cargo loading; endoplasmic reticulum to Golgi vesicle-mediated transport
Cellular component (GO): endoplasmic reticulum exit site; COPII vesicle coat
Molecular function (GO): SNARE binding; zinc ion binding
Source: RefSeq, a predicted model, not a curated record